Messenger RNA from Racocetra persica, 363 nucleotides. The record is from the annotation of a GenBank genome assembly. Lineage: Eukaryota; Fungi; Glomeromycota; Glomeromycetes; Diversisporales; Gigasporaceae.
AUGUUCUUGAUCCAACCUGAUAUGGUAUCUAUAGCCACCGGUGAGUUGGUUCAAGAAAAUACAUGUUUAAGAAAUAGAAAUCAAGAACUUGAAAGAGAUAAUAAUCAGAUUCGUGCAACAAAUGAAAAUUUGACGCGAUUAAAUGACGUGUUAAAAAUUGUUUUGAGAGACACUGAAGAUCAGAGAGACCAUUUUAAAGCAUUGAAUAUUGAAGAAUUUGAUAAUUUUAUUUCGAAUUAUAUUUUUAGCUUAUUCAACAAUAUCGGAACAUUAUUUCAAUUUGAUAAUCAAUACACGACAAAUAUUAAAGUUUUUGUGGCCCGUCUUCGUGGUUCAUACGUGAAUCUCACUGAAAUGAAAUGA